GUCAAGCGGGAUUGUGAUUGGGUUUUCCCGAGUUGAGCUGAUCGAUCCGAACGGAGUCUGUGUAUCGCGGCAGAUCAGAACCUGGAUUGAGCUCUUAAGGAGAUCAGCGUGUGUGUGUGUGCGCCCUGUUUCUCAUGCGGGUGUUUGAGAGCAACGGGCACCGGAUGGCCCUUACAUCGGCUUCAGGGAGACAGUCAGCCGUCUAUAUGGAGAAAAGACGAUGUAAUCCUUUUCCUUUAUGCUGGGCUGGAGAAUAUGACCGACACCUAGCACACAGAAAAGGAAUGGCGACAGCAUAUCUGGAGCCCAACCCCAACCACACUCUGGGGGGCGUGGCCAAGGCUCGUCUCAGUGCAGGGACAGAGAGGGUCCCUGGAGCACCUGACCGGGUCCUAAAGGUCUUCCACCAUUUCGAGAACAACAGCGAACACAGCACUUGGUCCAGUAACAUCCGACAUGGAGAUGCAACGGACGUCAGGGGAAUCAUUCAGAAGAUUGUGGACAUUCAUAAAGUCAAACACGUGGCUUGUUAUGGGCUGCGUCUCACUCACGUUCCAUCAGGCGACAUCCACUGGCUCCACCCUGAUAUGGGCGUAUCCCACGUACGGGAGAAUUACGAACAGAACCUUCCUCAGGAUGAAUGGAGGUAUGAAUUGCGGAUCCGUUACCUGCCCAAGGGCUUCCUGAGUCAGUUCACUGAAGACAAACCAACACUGAACUAUUUUUACCAGCAGGUGAAGACUGACUACAUGUUGGAGAUGGCAGAUCAGGUGGAGCAGGAGAUCGCUCUGAAGUUAGGCUGUCUUGAGAUCAGGAGGUUCUACAGAGAAAUGAGAGGAAACGCCCUGGAUAAGAAAUCAAACUAUGAACUAUUAGAGAAAGAUGUCGGGCUCAGACGAUUCUUCCCCAAAAGUUUACUGGAGUCUGUAAAGGCCAAAACCCUGAGGAAACAGAUCCAACAAGCCUUCAAGCAGUUUGCCAACCUGAAUGAUGAGCAGAGCAUACUGAAGUUUUUUGAAAUCCUGGCGCCUGUGUACAGAUUUGAUAAAGAGUGUUUUAGAUGUGCUCUGGGGUCGAGUUGGGUUAUAUCAGUAGAUCUCGCUAUCGGUCCAGAGGAAGGAAUCAGCUACCUGACAGACAAGGGCUCAACACCGACACACCUGGCCAACUUCACUCAGGUGCAGAGUAUCCAGUACUCCUGUGUGGAGGAGAGAGAGAGGAAAGGUGUCUUACAGCUGGAUGUGGCAGGAGCACCUGAGCCUCUCACGAUCAGCACAUCAAACUUUACCACCGCGGAGAACAUGGCUGACCUCAUCGACGGCUACUGUCGACUGCUUAAUGCCGUCAGCCAGUCCUUCAUCAUCAGGCCUCAGAAAGAGGGCGAGAGAGCUCUUCCAUCAAUCCCAAAAGUUGCCAACAAUGAGAAGAAGCUUGAAGGAAUCCGUGCAGGAGUUCGAGCUAUCUCUGUGUCAGACUUUGAGCUUCAGACCCCCAGCAAAGCUGCUAAAGCUCGUCGCUUUCUCCUGCCGUUUGUUCUCUGUUCCCACGAGUCUCAUCCUAAGGAAACAGACGACUACGCAGAGAUCAUAGAUGAAGAAGACACCUACACUAUGCCGUCUACUGAAGUCUAUGGAUUGGACGCAGCUCAGGACUAUGAAAUCCAGCGAGAGAAGAUCGAGCUGGGACGAUGUAUCGGUGAGGGACAGUUUGGUGACGUCCACCAAGGCGUCUACGUCAGUCCGGAGAAUCCAUCUUUAUCUGUGGCCAUCAAGACGUGUAAAAACUGCACAUCUGACAGCGUGCGUGAGAAGUUUCUACAGGAAGCCCUGACAAUGAGGCAGUUUGACCAUCCGCACAUCGUGAAGCUGAUUGGAAUAAUCACAGAAAAUCCCGUCUGGAUCAUUAUGGAGCUGUGCACACUUGGAGAGUUAAGGUCAUUCCUGCAAGUAAGAAAGUACAACCUGGACCUCUCCACGCUGAUUCUGUUCGCCUAUCAGCUGAGUACAGCGCUGGCGUAUCUGGAGAGUAAACGCUUUGUUCACAGGGACAUUGCUGCCAGGAAUGUUUUGGUGUCUUCUACAGACUGUGUGAAACUGGGUGACUUUGGUUUGUCCAGAUACAUGGAGGACAGUUCAUAUUAUAAGGCAUCUAAAGGGAAACUGCCGAUUAAGUGGAUGGCUCCAGAAUCCAUAAACUUCCGUCGCUUCACCUCAGCGAGUGACGUCUGGAUGUUUGGGGUCUGUAUGUGGGAGAUUCUUAUGUUUGGAAUAAAGCCUUUCCAGGGUGUAAAGAAUAAUGAUGUUAUCGGGCGGAUAGAGAAUGGUGAGAGGCUGGCGAUGCCACCCAACUGCCCACCCACCCUCUACAGUCUGAUGACCAAAUGUUGGGCGUAUGACCCCAGCAAACGCCCGCGUUUCACUGAGCUCAAAACCCAACUCAGCACUAUCUUGGAAGAGGAGAAGGUUCAGCAGGAGGAACGCUUCCGUAUGGAGGUGAGAAGACAGGUGACUGUAUCCUGGGAUACUGGGAAUUCAGAUGAGGCUCCUCCUAAGCCCAGCAGACCUGGUUACCCAAGCCCUCGAACCAGUGAUGGUUAUUUCCCAAGUCCACAACAUAACCAUUACCAGGUUUCUGGAUAUCCUGGCACACAUGUAUCAGGUGCAGCGUUUCCACCUUCAGUCUCUGUGCUCGAUUCUCAUGACGCCUGGAAUCAUCACAGACAAGACGCUCCUGUUUGGUCUCCAAACCUGGAGGAUGGGGCGGCUCUGGGGCGGAGUCAAGUGCUGCCAGCACAUCUCAUCGAGGAAACGCUUAUGAAACAACAGCAGCAGAUGGAGGAAGAUCAGAGAUGGUUAGAACAAGAGGAGAGCUUCCUGAAACCGGAGCCGAACUCUCGGAGCAGUAUUGAGCGGGAGGACGGCUCUAUUCAGGGUCUGAUGGGAAAGCAGCAUGUUUACCAGCCAGUGGGUAAACCAGAACAUGUAGCACCUCCAAAGAAACCUCCUCGUCCAGGAGCUCAAAGUCACCUGACCAGCAUCAAUCCAGUGGAAAAUUACAAUGAGGGUGUAAAGAUCCAGCCUCAGGAAAUCAGUCCACCACCGACAGCCAACCUGGACCGCUCGAAUGAUAAAGUCUAUGAGAACGUAACAGGGCUUGUGAAGGCCGUUAUUGAGAUGUCAAGCAGAAUCCAGCCGGCACCUCCUGAGGAAUAUGUGCCCAUGGUGAAGGAUGUUGGCCUGGCCCUCAGAACUUUAUUGGCUACAGUGGAUGAGACGAUUCCAGUGUUACCUGCCAGCACACACAGAGAGAUCGAGAUGGCACAAAAGCUUCUGAACUCUGAUCUUGGUGAGCUCAUCGGUAAGAUGCGAUUGGCCCAACAGUACGUGCUCACCAGUUUACAACAAGACUACAAGAAACAGAUGCUUACUGCGGCCCACGCGCUCGCCGUAGACGCCAAGAAUCUGCUGGACGUGAUCGAUCAAGCACGACUGAAGAUGUUAGCUCACAACCGGCCACAUUAGUUUCUCCUGGAUGGCUGGAUCAUCGGAGGAACGCUUCAGCACAGGACGUCCAAAACUUUUCAUGCUUUCAUGUACAUCAGUGGACCGUAACUCAAAACUCCAGACACUUUUAACGGAAGACUUUUACAUCAAUAAACCCUUUUUAAAAAGACACUCAUCAGGGUUUCAUUGGCUGAAAGGAUGACAAACACUCGUUUUAUAAACCUUUAGCAGUGUUGCAUUUGAUAUUGUAUCCUCCUAACAAACGAUCUCAGUGUGGAGAAACCUGCAACUGGAACCCACGUGAACUCUGAGCCAAAGUGGGGUUUAAGGCCAAAGGCAUCACAAACGCUUCCUUUACAUUAUUUUGUAUGGUGACCUCAGAUGAUUAAGGUGCAUUGAGGGCUCGUGUUCUCCUCUGAUAAUCUCAGGGGUUCCACAUGUGGGCACAACGGCUCCAAACAUGUCUAUGAUGCCACCUCACUAGGUUUCGAGACACAGACAGAUACUUUUUUGUACAUAUCUUAAUAUAACUAAAGCCAAACUACAGCAGUAUUUAACAUAUUUUUUAAAGAAUCACAUCUACUUGUAUCGGAAAAGAGGGAUUUAUAAUAAAAAGAUGGAAAGUAAAGUUACUCUGAUGUGAGACGAUUAUUACACCAGGGACAGAAGUUCAUAUCACAUAUAAGUCACUUGAAGCACAGUACUGGUAAACUGUUAGAAUCAACUACCUUCCAACUUCUUAACCAUGACCCACUUUGUUUUUUAUUAGUUUUUCCACACGCCAGACUUUUCAAAUCAAUAGAUUUUUGAUUAAAUGACUUGUGUAUAGAACAAUCGUGAAUCCAUUUUCUCAUUCUGAUAUAAAUUAUUCUCAGGAAGAACCAACUGUAUAGAGCUUUUAACUAAUAAAAUAUUAUCUUUA
Messenger RNA from Paramisgurnus dabryanus, 4425 nucleotides. RefSeq names its product protein tyrosine kinase 2aa (gene ptk2aa). Gene Ontology annotation, biological process: protein phosphorylation; signal complex assembly. Lineage: Eukaryota; Metazoa; Chordata; Actinopteri; Cypriniformes; Cobitidae. Gene Ontology annotation, molecular function: protein tyrosine kinase activity; ATP binding. The record is from RefSeq and is a predicted model, not a curated record. Gene Ontology annotation, cellular component: cytoskeleton; focal adhesion.